GCUGGCCCAGCGGAGCCGGCGCGCUCCCGCCUGCAGGGGGAGGGCGGACGGGGCGCGGGGACCGGCCAGGCCGCGGCGGGCGCUGUUUCUCUUUCACUUUCCUUCCCUCCGAGGCCGGCGCGCUGGCGGGCGAGGAGCGGCGGCGGCGGCGGCCGCGGGACAUGGGAAAGCAGAACCACCGAAAGUAGUGAUGACCAGCGAUCUCAUGAUAAAUCUGGAUGUUAGUUCUCAUGCCUCAGGACAUCCAGUUGGGAACUCCACACCAGCUCCUGGGCUCAGACUUCAUCCACUUACUACCCCUCUUUGCCUGAACUACUAAAGCCAGUCCUAGCUAACCACGAAUGGCUACCCAAAGGAAACACUUGGUGAAAGAUUUCAAUCCUCACAUCACCUGCUACAUCUGUAAAGGGUACCUGAUCAAGCCAACCACAGUGACGGAAUGUCUCCAUACCUUCUGUAAGACUUGUAUUGUACAGCACUUUGAAGAUAGCAAUGACUGUCCAAGGUGUGGCAUCCAAGUCCAUGAGACAAAUCCAUUAGAAAUGUUGAGGUUGGAUAAUACAUUAGAGGAAAUUAUAUUUAAGCUGGUCCCUGGACUACGAGAACAGGAACUUGAGCGUGAAUCUGAAUUUUGGAAGAAAAAUAAGCCUCAAGAAAAUGGACAAGAUGAUACUUCAAAAGUUGACAAACCUAAAGUAGAUGAAGAAGGUGAUGAAAAUCAAGAUGAUAAGGACUAUCACAGAAGUGACCCACAAAUUGCUAUAUGUCUAGAUUGUUUACGAAAUAAUGGACAAUCAGGGGACAAUGUAGUAAAGGGUUUAAUGAAGAAAUUCAUUCGAUGUUCUACGCGUGUAACUGUGGGAACUAUUAAAAAAUUUUUAAGUUUAAAACUAAAACUUCCAAGUUCUUAUGAGUUGGAUGUGCUGUGCAAUGGUGAAAUUAUGGGGAAGGAUCACACUAUGGAAUUCAUCUACAUGACAAGAUGGCGACUAAGAGGCGAAAACUUUCGGUGUCUGAACUGCUCAGCUUCGCAAGUCUGCUCUCAGGAUGGCCCUUUGUAUCAGUCCUACCCCAUGGUAUUGCAGUAUCGACCAAGAAUUGAUUUCGGUUAGACCAAGGGGCCUUGAUCCCACUGAGAUGAAUCCUGCACUUUGUUUACUCAUCAACAGAUCGCACAGUGAACGGUGUGUGGACGAGAGGGACACAACCAGAUUUUCAGCAUGCAAAUAAGGCCAUUGUCUGUCUCUAAGUUGUCAGUUGCAUUUAUGUUGUUUCUAUUAAGAGUGAACCAAGUGCCAUUCUGCUACUGAACCACCCGCAUAAGGUAUCUGUGCUGUCUCACCAUGUACCAUACAAGCCAGGGUUGAAAUCAGCUAGUUGUGCAGCCAUGAUUCAGCCUCCCGCAUAUCUUGCUUGCUUGUCCUGAGACUGUUCUGAUGUUUGAUUACACUAGUACUAUGACUCAAUCUGUGUGGUGUUGCAGUUUUCACAUACUUAAUAUUUUAUUAAUUUUUGUUUAAAAUAGAGUACUGUACAAGAAAUAAUUAUUGUAUCUUGAAGUUAUUUUGUAUGGGAAAGUAUUUAGAAGAGUGGUUUGUGAGCCACUGUCCUGUUCUCAGUAAGCUUUUUGUGUGCAAAAUAGUUCACUCUUGAGUGUUCAAGUCUUUGGGGAAGAAUUCCAAUUAUUCUUAUCAUUAGAGCACAUUAUAGCUGUAGACAUUUUAAGUCCUCCAGCGGUGUAGUCUACCAGUUGCACAGGAGGGCACAUUAGCCCUCCAGGUUGAACAUGUGUGUGACUCCGUGGAGACCUGAAGUUCGAUUCAUACCCAUUCGAGACAUUAACAGCUGGUCACAUUUACUCUAACAAAACGGAUGCAUCAGUAAGGUCAAUCUUUCAUAAUGCCUUAUGAAAGCAGGUGCUGCUUCAUGAAACGUCACUGUGUAGCCCUUUUUGUAUAUGCAUCCUUAUAUUGUGGCUCCCAUUUAACAAGUAGUGUCUCUCUUUUUAAGUUGGCCUUAGGUGAGUGUCAUUGUGGCAUGCAGAGGGUUAUGAUGAUUUUAAAUAUUAGGAUUUUUAGAGAAGAUAACAUUAGCCAUUUUAUGGAUUUCAGAAGUCUCAAGGCAAUUAUUAAUUAAAACUGUUAGUUACCUGUCACAUUUCCAAACCAUAUGCAUAAAAUAGAAUAAAUGCAGUGUAGUAGGUAAUAUGCUAACCAAAACUAAUGGUUUGAGGAUAUUUCAUUUUAGAUCCUGUAGUAAUCAGGGGGAAACGGGAUUGUUUUAUACAUAAAUUCAUUAAGGUCAGAGCUGUGAUAAUGUCCUUGAUUUUGCAGUUUUGUUAAUAAGUCUUCCAUUCAUUUUGAGAUUAGUCUGCAAGUCAAAGAAAGUCUUGUUACCUUAAAUUACAUGAAGAAUUUCAUUUUAAACCUUUUAAAAUUUACAGUUUUCAGAAAACUUCUUUGGAAAUUAAGUUUUAUUACUUGCUUCAAAAUAAACAAGUUAACCUCUGAAACUUAGGAAAAAUCUUGAAAGUUAGGAAAACUCUGUUUUAGAAAUCUGACACGAGCACAAUCUGUGUGGUACACACAUAGUUUUUAUACUGUAUACAUUGUAGAUGUGCUACAUUUUCCAGUAAAAUGUAUCACAGAUAAUGCCUUCUGAAUAUCAAAAUGCUUCUUAGAAAUAACAUUGUUUAACUCUAAAAAACAUAAAAUACAGCUAAAUCUUGAUGCAUUUCACAACAUAUAAAAGUCUGAAACUUCCUAAUUACCUUUUCCAUGUGUCUUUGUUUCAAGUUAGAAAGUUAGUAUUAAAGUCUUCUACUGUUUUUGUUUUGAUGUCUGUGAAAAAGGUUAUGGCAAUGCUUUCUGAAUUUUAUUUUGUUAGAUUGUGUUUGUGCCUGGAAGGACUCAAAAGUAGAACUUAAAAGGCAGAUUUUUGUUAACACUUUAAAAAUGGUUAGAACAGAUCAUUAUAUUCAACCAAAAACAAUUUACUCUCCAGAUGCAGAAAUUAUUUUGCUGUGUUAUGAAACCCAAUUCCCUGACAUCCCUAAGAAAUUUUAAAAUUAUGAAUCUGUCACAUCUAGGUCAGUGAUUAAAAUAGUGCUUUACAUGUAGAAGUUAAUUAACUCAAAAUUAAGUGAGAGUGCAUUUUUAAAAACCACAAAUGAGACCUGCGUGUUUUUGGGUCCCCAGCCAAAACUUACAGCUUUAAAUGAGUUUUGUAUACCUGAUCUCUUUAAUUUUGGCCUGUUGCUGCCUCCACUCCUUUAAUUUCACUAUUUUCCAAGGAAAUAUAUAGGAAGCAAUUAUGGGAUUGAGAAUAGUUUUAUAUAAAAUUCCUUUAUUCAAUGUUAACACGCUAACAUUUUUAUUGAAAUGCAAUGGAAUAUGUGCCAAAACAUGUGAAAGAUAACCUUACAUAAAGAAGGGCAUCAGUUACAAGUUAGGGAAAGGUACACAUUUUAUGAUGGUCCCAAGUAAUACAGUGUUACUAUUAAGAACCAUAGACUUCAACAAACCUCUUUUGGUAUAUUCAACUAUAAUUUUCUAAGUAUGGGACUACUUUCAUGUCAAGCAAUACACUAAUUAUCCCCUAAGCCAGAUUAUGGAAUUUGCAAGAAACCAGAUGCAGAAAAAAUAUACAGGCAACUUUUGUGGUCCAUUUUAUAAACUUAGGGUGCUAAUAAAUCUCUUUAUAUAAACAACCUAUAGAAAUAAUCAUCUGAAUCUGCAAAAUUGGAGAAUCAAACUAAAUUUUUUUUAAUCUGUUGUUCAAAAGAACUUUACUUCCAUAAAAGAUUUUAUAAUCUGCUUUCUCUGCCUUAGAUAUCAGAGACAUCAGAGGGUCAAGGAACCUCAGAUAUAAAGGACUGUGGUCCAUAGAUACCACUUUAGCUGGAGUGAACAGACCCAUUAAUAGAAAAAUCAGAAUAUGGCCCUUUCUCUAGAUUAACCAAAACACUGUUAAGAAGUAUAAGAAAAUAAACUAAAAGGCUCAUUGAUGAGGUAAUAUAAGGUCAUUCAGUCUGGGGUACAGGUACCUUGGGUAAUGUCUUUUAAUUACUUUCCUAAAAGUGUAUUUCUUUAGUCUCUUUAUUCAUUGGAAAUAUGUCCCAUACAAAUAUGCCACAUUUUAUAAAUGUAAUGAGUUUGCUCUACUACAUUUAUAUACUCUAAUCUAAAUUUAAGCAACUCUAUAAGAGGGAAAAGUGUGUUAUAUAAUAUUGUGAACUGUUUAGCUUUAUUGAAAUAUUUAAGAGAAAGUGCCUCAUUGCUGAAGUGCAUUUCUGUUUAGAUUUACUGCAUAAAUUUUGAGUUAUCUGUUCCUGUCUCUUAUGAAUGGUUUUGUAUCUAACUAGGCACUCAUAAGUUUGAGUAAUCUCUUUUUGAAAGAUUUUCAUAAGAAAUAGAGAUCACCAAAGACCUUCUACUGUUCAUUAAUAACCAUGGUAAGAUAGAGAAUUUUAACAGUUUGGAGGUUGGAAUCUUUUAGGUUGCAAUUUAAUUUUAUAUAGUUAGGCAAUAACCUUGAGUAACUGCUAAAAUAUCACCAAAGAAAGAUUUGAAGCUGAUUUUUGUGAUGAGAUCAAUCAAAUGGAGGUUUUUCUUGCAAUAAUCAGAACACAAUUCCUUUCAAAUAUGUCCCUUGUUUUCCCAGCACCACUUGAUAGGUCUUAGGAAAUCCUCAAAGAUGAGAAAGAGAUAAACACCACAAUUGGCUUUCCCUUGGAUGCAAGUGGAAGAAAUGGAUCCUUUGAAAAGAAAACUGAAAUGGAUAUUUUAAUUCUAAUUUGAGAAGCUCUUUAAUUCAUUUCGUGCAGCCCAUAUAAACUAAAAUUAUGCUUAUUUAGUUCCUGGAUUCUUAAUAACAUUAGAAAUUUUAUUAAAGGCAGACUUUGGUAGAAAUGCUGACCAUGCUUACAUGUAUAGAAAAUAGUACAUUCUAUUGGAUUUACAUAAGUAAAUGCUUUUUUUUUUUUUUGUAUUCAAAAGCAAAUUUUUCAUAAAGGCUUUUUUUUUUUUCCUUAAAAAGUAACUCUUUGGCCUAUUUCUCAGUGAUUACUUUGUAAUUAGAAUUUAGCCAUAUAGCCAAACUUUGACAAAAUGGGUCCCAGAUCAAGAGCGUAUACAUCAAGUUAAGCAUUGCCUUCCCACCGUUCUCCUUGGGAGCUUACCCUGUCACCAUCUUGGAGGUAAGGCUCACAUGAUGCAGUCCUUCUGGUAGCUGGGUAAGCUUCUCGGAUGCACUCUGCUACAUACUCUGGUUUAUCAUAAGGAAUCGUCCAGCAGGCUAAGCUUUAUACCAAGAUGUUAGUUACAGGAAUUACAAAAAUGAAUGAGUUUGCCAUAACUUUAAUGUUUGGGACUAGAAACAAAAACAUGAAAAUGUUAGUAAUACUUUUAAGAUAUAGAUAUAUAUCCCUGCAAUAAGGAACAUAACAUGUAUGCCACAUCUGGUCUAUGAAAAACUGAAAAAUAUUAAAGAAGAGCUCAGAAACCCCUUUGAAAGCACAAAAUAACCAACCGGUUUUGGAUUUACUUGAUAUACCUAGUUCUACCUGUAGUAUUUCAGUGGAAAAACAUCAGGUUGAAAGUUCAUUAAAAUGUACUUAAAUAUACAUUAUAAGAUUUUCAUGGUUUUCUUUUUCUCAAAGCAAAGGCAUUUUCCCAAUAAUUUAAAAUGAUUCUCUUCCUUGUGUAGUCUUCACAAGUAGUGUGUUUACUAUCCUUACUGUAUUUGCAAAUAGAAUUAAAAUGCUUGAGUACUUUCUUUUCAGAAAGUUAUGAAAUUAAACAAAUAUAAUUUAUUUUAAAUGCUCAUUCAAAUAUGUAUACCCAUUAUGCCCCUUUUUCUAGGAUUCAAUACUGAGACAUUGAUCUGAAAUGCCUUUAUCUUUAAAUAUAGAAUCAAGUGAAACAGAGAUGUUAAAAUACUGGGUCUAGUUUGCUUCUAUCUUUCAGAGCUUCGUGGCGUAAGAAACUAACCUAGAACAAAUGAAGAUUAAAUAUUCCUGGGCAAUGUAGAGCUAGUAAACAGAUUAUCUAUCCCUAGACUUCACCUCAGGCCACUGGAGCAGAAGUUCUACACACUAGAAAUGUAAUGGGAUCAGCUUAACAUUUUGGGGGUUCGGUUUUCUUUUGCUGUAUUUUUUAGAAUGGGGAUGGGGGCCUAAGUGUCCUUACGAAGCUGCGGCCCAUGACAAGAGCUUGUGGGAGGGCGCCAGCCUUCCGCUGCGCUCCUGCACCUGGCAGCGCAACAGCAAAGCACCAGUUUUUAAUCGAGCAGCCCUCACAUUAAAUAAAACCAUCAUAGAAUCUAUUGUACAGUUAUGUUGCUAAUUUUCCUUUGAAAUAUAAAAUAUUUUAAGCUUUUUUUGUCAAAAGUGGUAACAUCUUAAUACAAAUAAAAACCUUUUUGUGGUUGUAAGAUUUAGCUUAUAAAUCAUUCAAAUUGAAGUGAAAGAUUACCAGGUCAUUGUUAAUGACUUAGUCUAUUAAGAAUAUAUGUAUUUUUGUAAAGGAAAAGCACUUGUAGAUAUUUAAUCAGUACAAGAUAUAUGUCUGUUUUGCAGAAAAUAAAAUGCUGCUUAGAGAUUCUCUUUAAAUAUUUUUUAUUUUUGUGCUCAAAUGUAUUUUCUGUUGAUCAAUGGAAUGUUCUGUAUAAAAGCUGUAUGGUUGUACCGUUGGGCUAGAUUCUUUUGUUUUUUAAAAUCUGGACUUAGCCAAGUAUAUUUGACCAUGUUAAAAAUAGUAUCUUUGUUAAUAAAAUUUUGAUUGCAUAA
Molecule: messenger RNA, 6787 nt
Organism: Nyctereutes procyonoides (raccoon dog)
Lineage: Eukaryota; Metazoa; Chordata; Mammalia; Carnivora; Canidae
Gene: PCGF5
Product: polycomb group ring finger 5
Exons: 10
Coding region: 342-1112 (256 amino acids)
Biological process (GO): regulation of transcription by RNA polymerase II
Cellular component (GO): PRC1 complex
Source: RefSeq, a predicted model, not a curated record